UGGCAGAUAGUUAAUCAUUAUUUUGUAUUUUUUUACCCCAAUUUUAAAUGAAAAUUUGUAAAAAAAAUUAAAAAAAAUCAUGGAAGCUAUAUUUAAUGAUUUACAGAAGCAGGGGAAAAAUAAUGUGGAUAAUCUGGUCAAAUGGUUUAAAGAUGCAAAAAUAAUAGACCAAAGCAAAGAACAAGAGGAGAAACUACGCAGCUUCUUCGCCGACGUGCCGGACAAGAAGAACGUGGCCGUGGACAAGUUUAAAGAAGUUCUCGGUAAAGUCACAGAAGAAUUCAAGAAGAACGCAGAAGUAGUGGCCAAGCAGUUGGCGGAGAGCGGGCCCAAUGUGCUGCAGUCGGUUAAACAGGCGGCCACGAGCGCGAUAAAAGAUCUCAUACCGAAAUUCUAGAGGAAAUAAAGUGGUUUGUGA
Helicoverpa armigera (cotton bollworm) is the source of this 418-nucleotide messenger RNA. RefSeq lists its product as uncharacterized. NCBI's taxonomy places the organism in Eukaryota, Metazoa, Arthropoda, Insecta, Lepidoptera, Noctuidae. The transcript has 2 exons. The record is from RefSeq and is a predicted model, not a curated record. Gene Ontology annotation, molecular function: tubulin binding. Bases 80 to 397 code for a protein of 105 amino acids. Gene Ontology annotation, biological process: microtubule polymerization.